GUCCUUAAACGCAUCAUAGUUUGUUUAUAUGCUUGCACAGUUUUCUCUGACGCUGCCACAGUAAGACGUGUUUUAUGCCACUCCUUUGUCUAAUUUUGUCCACCAAACACGUCAUGCUGUGUGAUAAUGCACAAAGGCCACAGCAAACAUUACAUUGCUUGUCAUAGAUUGUAAUAAAUCCAUGAGAAGAAGACAACCUGCAGUUUCCUUUAACUUGGCCACAAUACCCAGCAAUAUGUUCGGAGGACAAAAGAUUACAGGUAUUUGUACAACGACUGCCCCGGUCCUGAGUGGAACGCUAUGUGUUCGGGCUGUUGUGAGUAUGAUGUGAUCCGCUGCAAAUGCCCCCUGCAGGGGACUUCGGUGGGCUAUUCUGUGCCCUGCUGCCGCAACGCCAUCAACGAGUGUGACCCCUGCAUCAUCCAUCCAGGUUGCAGCAUUUUUGAGAACUGUAAGCGGUGCAACAAUGGAACGUGGGGUCCCAGGGAUGACUUCUUCGUCAGGGGCCAAUUCUGUGCUGAGUGUCGUCCUGGAUGGUCCGGUGGAGAUUGCAUGAAGUGCGGUGGGGUGAUCCAUAAACGACAGGGCCACAUGGUGUUGGAGAGCUACCCAAACAAUGCUCGCUGUGAGUGGACAAUACAGGUGGACCGGCCUUUUACGAUCGAACUCAGGUUUAUGAUGCUGAGUUUGGAAGCACAUCCCACUUGUCGCUAUGACUACAUGGAGGUCAGAGAUGGCGACAGCAUCAACUCUCGUGUCGUGGCUCGGUUAUGUGGCAACAACAGACCUGCUCCCAUUCAGAGUUCUGGAAACAGUCUACACAUUCUUUUUGAGUCGGACGGCUACAAGAACUUCGAUGGCUUCUUCGCCACGUUCCAGGAGAGCUCAGCUUGCAGCUCCUCUCCUUGCCUACAUGAUGGAACGUGUAUCCUUGACAGCUCUUACGUGUAUCGCUGUGCCUGUCUGGCUGGCUAUGCAGGCAAGAGGUGCGAAAAUGUGGUAGGUUGCCGUAGGCCACCUGUGCCGACCCAUGGAUCCACAGAGGGAGUGUUUCAUCAUUCAGGGGCGCGCGUCACUUUCCAGUGUGAUUCAGGCUUUGAGUUGCGGGGGUUUUCUACUGCCAUCUGCUUGACUGAUGGCACCUGGAGUGCGCCUUCCCCGCAAUGUGUUCCAGUGGAAGGGGUCUGUGUUCUACCACCAAAGCCAGCACACGGGGACCACUUCUUGGUUUAUGGGCCCAAUGAUGUUUUAAUAGCUCUCCAGUACCUUUGCCACCAGCCUUAUGAACUCACUGGAGUCUCUCAGAGAACCUGCCUUUCUAACAAUUCCUGGAGUGGAAGUCCACCUGAUUGCAGGAGAGUGAAUAACACACUCACACAAGCUGAAAAGGAAAGGGAAGAAGCUGGAGGAAAGACAGGAAAAAGCAAAGACAAAGAAAUACACGGUGAUAAAAAUGUCAGCGAAGACACUAAAAGCGUUGAAAAAGAAAGUGAUCUCAGGAAUACAACGAGAGAAGACAAAAACACUGGUGUUCGUCCCGAGAAAACUGGGUCUGAGGAAAAAAAUAACGGUCAGGAUAAAACGACAAGCAGCAGUGAAGAUCAAGAAGCCAAAGAACCUGAAAUAGCAAAACCUGGGAGGAGAGACGACAGCCAUUCCCCAAAGUCGGAGACAGAUAUCACUGAGAUACAGGUGAUAAAAGACAAAGGGCAGGAAGAGAAGGAAAGAAAAGAGGAGCAAGUGAAUGGAAAGAAAAACUCAGUGAAGGUCGGACCAAACGACACGAAACUGAGGACGGUAGUCUCAGAAGAAAUGAACACAGUCAACAUAUUGGAACAGGGAACGGCAAAGAACGACACAGUCAAGGACGAUAUCAAUGACAUCAAGAAAAAAAGCAAUAACAAGACAGGUUUUCCAGAGAGGAAAAUCCUUCCCUCGCAAGUCAAUAUUACACAGUAUACUUUGUAUAGGUCGGAGGGUGAGGAAAGUGGAAAAACAAAACAAAAAACAACCAUCAGAGAAGGCAAAGCAGAAACAAGUCCUACUGAAAAACCAAAAGAGGAACCUGAUAUGAACAGGGAAGAGGAAGAGCGUUGGAAGGACAUCAACCAAAGUUUCACUGAGAGGAUGUGCCCUCCUCCCCCUCGCCUCUAUCACGGCUAUCACAGAACGGUGCCAGGGACCAAGCCUGAGACAGUAGAGUUCUUCUGUAAUCAUUCCUACGCUCUGAGUGGAGACUUCCAAUGGAGCUGCCAGCCAAAUGGUACUUGGAGCGGCAAACAGCCUCUCUGUGUUCGAGCUUGUCGGGAGCCCAAAGUUUCAGAAUUGGUCAGACAAAGAAUUCAUCCACCUCAAGCACCAUUCAGAAAGACACCAGUACACAAGCUGUACUCCUCUGCAUUGGGCCGACGGGUGCAGUCAGAGGGUCCCACGAAAAGCCCACCAAUACUCUCCCAGCUGGCCCAAGGCUUCCAUCACCUCUACACACAUAUAGAGUAUGACUGUGUGUCUCCUUUCUACCAACACAAUGGCAGCCCUCGGAGGACAUGCCUGAAAACAGGCAAAUGGAGUGGGCGUCAUGUCUCAUGUUCACCAGUGUGUGGGAAGCAUCCAACCUUUGACCGUGAGAGGCCGGGAGAGGCUCACUGGCCUUGGCUGGCAGCCAUCUACCGCCGCACCACCAAUGGUGCCGGGACCAAGGUGACCAAGGCAGAUAGCCACUCGGGGUCUGUGAAGAAGGAUGGUGGCGCAAAAUCUGGCAACCAUAUUCGUGAUUCUGACUGGCAGCUGGUGUGCAGUGGGGCUCUGGUGAACCAAAGGAGUGUUGUAGUCGCAGCCCACUGCGUGACAGACCUGGGCAAGGUUUACCCUCUGGAUGCAGCCAAAAUCAAGGUGGUGGUUGGGAAACACUACCGUGACGAUCACAGAGAAAGUAAAGGUUUCCAACAUCUGAGGGUUGCCUCCAUCAGCGUUCACCCCAACUAUGAUCCCCAUAUUCUUGACUCAGACAUAGCUAUCAUCAAGUUAAUGGACAAAGCAAAGAUUGGAGAGAAAGUGUUGCCCCUCUGUCUAUCAGACAGUCAGGGUGAAGGGGAGAUCUCCGGACAAGGGCUUGUGACUGGCUGGUCUCCAGUUCCUGACUCAGAUUUAAGUGCUGAUGAGAAAGCAAGAGUCGGACUUGUCCAACUCGCUGACAUUGUCCCAUGCGAGCAGCAAUAUGCCCGUAAUGGUGUGCCAAUCAGUGUUACAGACAACAUGUUGUGCGCAAGCCAGAAGCCUGACUACGGGCCCUCUAACAUAUGUCCCUCUGACACUGGGGGGAUUCUUGUCCUUCCUGCUUACACUGACAACAACCAGAAUCCCUUUGUUGGCAGCAAUCAUGUUGGGAGCAAAGGAUUUUGGAGACUUCUGGGACUUGUGAGCUUUGGCUAUGACCAAGGAGAGUGCGAUCCUGACCUCUAUACGGUCUACACACAUGUAGCAAACUUCAAAGUCUGGAUCGAGAGUCAUAUGAAAUAGAAAUCGGAACAUGUGACUUAUAAUAUUUAAAUGCACAUGCUUCUUUCUGUUCCUUUUUGUUUGUUUGUUCAAUCUGGUCACCCAGCAGUCUCAUUUUUGUAGUGUUUUGCACAAACGCAACACUGGACAACACUGUGCUUUAAGUCAGGUGCGUCAAACAUAUUUUCAUGAUACUGAUCAGUCCUUUCAGGAUUUUGUAAUGUUGCGAUGGAGACUAUUCACGCAAAUUCAACUAAUCCCUGCGAUUGGCAAAUGUUGGACAAUCCCCACAAACACACCGCACAUUUUGGCCUCGCAUCGGCAUAUUUGCCAAUCGGAUUUGUCCCAGCAGAACUCGAACGCAACACAACAUCAAAUGUCUGCCUGCAGCACCAGGGGCGAUUUUGCCACAACUUUUUGAAAAUGCUGCAGUGAAACCAUUAGGGCUGUGAAUCUUUGGGUGUCCCACGAUUCGAUUCAAUAUCGACUCUUGGGGUCACGAUUCGAUAAUAUAUCGAUUUUUUUCGAUUUGAUUCUCGAUUCAAAAACAAUAUUUUUCCUAUUCAAAACGAUUCUGUAUUCAUUCAAUACAUAGGAUUUCAGCAGGAUCUACCCCAGUCUGCAGAAUAGUAGAUUAUUUUUUUUUAAACUUUCAUAAUUGUAAAGGACAAUGUUUUAUCAACUGAUUGCAAUAAUCUAAAUGUGUUUUAACUAUUAAACGAACCAAAAAUAUGACUUAUUUUAUCUUUGUGGAAACAUUGGACACAGUGUGUUGUCAAGCUUAUGAGAUGCGAUGCAAGUGUAAGCCACUGUGACACUAUUGUUCUUUUUUAAAUUUUUUAUAAAAGUCUAAUGAUAAUGUCAAUGAGGGAUUUUUAAUCACUGCUAUGCUGAAAUUAUAACUAAUAUUGAUACUGUUGUUGAUAAUAUUCAUUUUUGUUUCACUACUUUUGGCUUGUUCUGUGUCGUGUUUGUGUCUUUAUUGCAGUUCUGAGUGUUGCUGGGUCAGGUUUGGUUUUGGAAUUGGAUUGCAUUGUUAUGGUAUUGUUGUGUAUUGUUUUGUUGGAUUGAUUAAAAAAGAUAUAAUUUUUUUUUUUUUUUUUUUUUUUUAAAUCAAUUUUUUUAAAAUGAGAAUCUAUUCUGAAUCGCACAAUGUAUUCGAUUCGAUUCGUAUUCGAAUCGAUUUUUUCCAGCACCCCUAGAAACCAUGCUUUUUAGGUCUUAACGAUCACAAAAAAGCCUGCAAAAUCCUAGAGGAACUGAUUAUUACAUAAUUGCCCCUUCAUUUGAUUACUAUCAUUGUUUACCAACAACCUAAUGGAAAGUGUUCUUUGAAAUCAGAAGUCAGAGUGACAAGCAAAUAUUUUGGUUCGGCUAGUCUAGCAGUUAAUGUAAAAAUAUUGUCAAUGACCAAAAAAUCUAGGAAUAGCUUGUUCAAUUAAAUAUCUAGCUUAAAGGGAAUUUAAUGUCUGUGUUAUUUUUGCCUAUCAUUCACAAUCCCUAUGUAAUCCCUAUGUUUUUUUUUAAUUCAAAUUAGUAAAAUACAGCAGGUAUGAGGUGGCUUACAACGCAACUAAUUGGAGUACUAUAUUGUGCCCAUAAAGCUCUCUAAAAAACAUCCAAAAAAUGCUAACAAAACUCCAUUCACAUCUCAUAACCAAGUAUGUCAUUAAUGUCAUACAUAAGCGCUAACAAAGACGAACUCUUAGCCAGCUGAGCGCCAACUAGCUUAGGCAGCUACAGUAUUGACAUACUGAGGUACUGCUGCUGCUGUAUUGCCUCUAAGCUGGUGAAAGUUAUUUCUAGAUUAUAAAUAAUGCCAUUUAUUUUUAUAUUAGAAGGUUGUAGCCAUGAACAAAGAAUCUGGUCAACUUUGAUGUUCAACUUAGACCCGUAGAUGGCGAGAAAGACACAUUUUUUUGUUGUUUUUAACUUAAAGGAGAAUUAUGAUUAAUUAUUCACCGAAAGGGGAAGAUAUGAAAAUCCCAUGAGUCGGCAACCCAGUGAGAGCAGACAUUGUAAACUACGUGAUUGUUUUAAUAUGUUCAUAGUCGAUACCGUCGAUCAUAAUAUUUUAUUAGAACGUAUCAAAACACGAACUGGUAUGUCAGACUUAGCCCUGUCUUGGUUUAACUCUUAUCUUACUGAUAGGAUGCAGUUCGUCUCCCAUAACAAUGUGACCUCGGACUACGUUAAGGUAACGUGUGGAGUUCCCCAGGGUUCGGUCCUUGGCCCUGCACUCUUCAGCAUCUACAUGCUGCCGCUAGGUGACAUCAUACGCAAAUACGGUAUUAGCUUUCACUGUUAUGCUGAUGACACCCAACUCUACAUGCCCCUAAAGCUGACCAACACGCCGAUUGUAGUCAGCUGGAGGCGUGUCUUAAUGAAAUUAAAUAAUGGAUGUCCGCUAACUUUUUGCAACUCAACGCCCAAAAAACGGAAAUGCUGAUUAUCGGUCCUGCUAGACACCGACCUCUAUUUAAUGAUACAACUCUAACAUUUGACAACCAAACAAUUAAACAAGGUGAGACGGUAAAGAAUCUGGGUGUUAUCUUUGACCCAACUCUCUCCUUUGAGUCACACAUUAAAAGCGUUACUAAAACGGCCUUCUUUCAUCUCCGUAAUAUUGCUAAAAUUCACUCCAUUCUGUCCACUAAAGACGCUGAGAUCAUUAUCCAUGCGUUUGUUACGUCUCGUCUCGAUUACUGUAACAUACUAUUUUCGGGUCUCCCCAUGUCUAGCAUUAAAAGAUUACAGUUGGUACAAAAUGCGGCUGCUAGACUUUUGACAAGAACAAGAAAGUUUGAUCACAUUACGCCUGUACUGGCUCACCUGCACUGGCUUCCUGUGCACUUAAGAUGUGACUUUAAGGUUUUACUACUUACGUAUAAAAUACUACACGGCCUAGCUCCAUCCUAUCUUGCCGAUUGUAUUGUACCAUAUGUCCCGGCAAGAAAUCUGCGUUCAAAGGACUCCGGCUUUUUAGUGAUUCCCAAAGCCCAAAAAAAGUCUGCGGGCUAUAGAGCGUUUUCAUUUCGGGCUCCAGUACUCUGGAAUGCCCUCCCGGUAAAAGUUCGAGAUGCCACCUCAGUAGAAGCAUUUAAGUCUCACCUUAAAACUCAUUUGUAUACUCUAGCCUUUAAAUAGACUCCCUUUUUAGACCAGUUGAUCUGCCGUUUCUUUUCUUUUUCUCCUAUGUCCCACUCUCCCUUGUGGAGGGGGUCCGGUCCGAUCCGGUGGCCAUGUACUGCUCGCCUGUGUAUCGGCUGGGGACAUUUCUGCGCUGCUGAUCCGGCUCCGCUUGGGAUGUUUUCCUGCUGGCUCCGCUGUGAACGGGACUCUCGCUGCUGUGUUGGAUCCGCUUUGGACUGGACUCUUGCAACUGUGUUGGAUCCAUUAUGGAUUGAACUUUCACAGUAUCAUGUUAGACCCGCUCGACAUCCAUUGCUUUCGUCCUCUCCAAGGUUCUCAUAGUCAUCAUUGUCACCGACGUCCCACUGGGUGUGAGUUUUCCUUGCCCUUAUGUGGGCCUACCGAGGAUGUCGUAGUGGUUUGUGCAGCCCUUUGAGACACUAGUGAUUUAGGGCUAUAUAAGUAAACAUUGAUUGAUAGUUUGUAUUCCUUGUUCAGCUAUUCGCAAUAUUGCUACAGGAUGCUCACAGUGUCUCACUAAAAGCUGGAUCCGUUGUGCACUUAGCUUUUUAAACUUGUAGCUCCUACUCUGUAUAUUCAGGCUUGAAAAUAUAAGGUUCUGGAUCAUUCUUUGUCCCAAAGUAGAAUUAUUAACUAUGCCAUGAGUAGUAGCUUCAUUGUUGUUGUUGAAGGGAAAAGUGAAUGUUGUCAUGCGUCUGUGACAUCAAUGCACCGCUGUAUGCUUAAAAUGAGCAAAAAAGGAUAGGAUAGGACUUUAUGAUCAUUGUACAAGUACAACGAAACUUUGUUUUGAGCACAAACCCGUUCAAGAUUAGACAAGCAAAGAACAGGGUUACAGAAUAGGAAUGCUGAUGGGUUGCCAUAAGGCGCCCUGUAAAGAUGGGGAAAAGGGUAAAACGCUGGGGAAGGAUUAGUAAAAAAAAAUACAAUCUAGACUGGGCUCCUAAAUGGGCUCAGUCUGGAGUGGGAAAAAAACUAUAGCAAAGCACACAUACAUAUUAUACAUCUCGAGAGAUCUAGCAACGUAUAAUAAUAUAUGUUAUUAUGAAGGUGCCUGUUACUUCAGUACAUGCAUACUUACAGCGUGUGUGUACAAUGUCGAUAGACGUUUUUGAAUGUUUUCAAGGGUGCUUUAGGGGCGAAAGAGAGCAACUCCCAUUGGUCGGAUUGUUAGCUGACUUUUACUGGCAUUUAUUGACGAGUUAGAAUGCAUUAAAAAAAACAAAAAACGUGUGUGUUCUUGUACUACAAAAAGAUUGUGAAUUAUAAGCAAUUCUCCAAAAAUCACAGUUCCAAUUUAAGAACUGCAAUAAUAUUGCAUUUAAAAAAAAUAUCUCUCUACAUUUAAAAACAUACGUAGAAAAAAGAUGAAAUGCCUUAUUGACGUUUAUUAUUUCCAGGCUUAUGAAAUUAAAUUAUUUGGCAAGCCAGAUGUGGCUCUCGGGCCUUGAGUUUGACCCCUGUGCUAAAUUUGGAACUGCAAUUUUUUUGGAAUUCAGCCUAUCGUUCACAACCAUUAUGAAAGACAUAACGAUGGAUGUUAUUUUUUUAUUGUCUUUGCAUUCUAAAUAUUAAAUAAUUGCGGUCAAAAGUUUGCUCACAAUGGAGCCUCUGAAGCCGCACAAUUCUGCCUAUAAACCCCUUAAAAACAACUGCAUUGAAGUUUUAUAUUCAUGAUUUUUAAGUGUAUAUGUACUUUAGGAGUGGGUACAUUUAUAGUAACAUUUAAUAUUUGCAUAUUUUGAUAAUUUUAAGCAUCAAAAAGGCAUCAGAACGGGUUGUUUUUUUGCCUUCAUCUCUGAUUAUUACUCAUUAAAGACUUUAAGAGAGCCAACAAACAUAAUGAAACAUUACCUACUGUACAAUGUCUGCUGUCAUUAGGAUGCCAACUGCUGGGACGUUCAUAUAUUCCUAUUUAAAUGAAGGAUGACCAUUAGCCUCAUGAAUAAACGGGUUGGGGAACCACACACGUCUUUUUGUGUCUUUCUCGCCAGUUCCAGGCCCUAAAUGGCUGUCAAAGUGUACCAAAUUGUCGGAUUACCUCGUAAGACUUCUUCUGUCCAGGUGAGAGCCCAUGAUUUAUGAUCUACCAUAAACUUCCAGGGAGCAAAGAAGGGAGAAAGCAGCAGACCACUCGAUGAUGUAAAUAUAGGGUAGUUUGUCUGCGUUAGCGCUUAUAAGAAAAAUAUCACUAAUAUUUUGUUACAAGUCACAAAAUGUAAAUGGAGUAUUGUUGGCACUUUAAAAUUCAAAAUGCAUGGAAAAAUCCAUCCGACGUCAUGUCUUUCAUAAUGAUUACAAACAAUAGGCGAAAUUCGAAAAGAAAUUCCAAACUAAAAAGUGCAGUUCCCUCGAAAAGAUCGUUCUUGAAAAAACAACCACCCAUGAGUGUGUCUUCAGGUGAGGAACUAUUGUAAUGUAUUUACUAUUAAAAGUAUAUUGUGAUGUAUUGACUUUUCUGUAGACUAAUAUGACAAUGAACUUGAUGUAAAUAUUGCAUUGAAAAAGACCGGACAAACUGGAUGCUUUUUUUUUAUUAAAAAGAAGAGGUGGUAACUGUG
Molecule: messenger RNA, 9212 nt
Organism: Nerophis ophidion (straightnose pipefish)
Lineage: Eukaryota; Metazoa; Chordata; Actinopteri; Syngnathiformes; Syngnathidae
Product: inactive serine protease PAMR1-like
Exons: 15
Coding region: 301-3519 (1072 amino acids)
Biological process (GO): proteolysis
Molecular function (GO): serine-type endopeptidase activity
Source: RefSeq, a predicted model, not a curated record